AUGGCUUCCGCCAAGACCGCUCGCUCCAGAGCCACCCCCGUCAAGGAGACUGGCGCCAAGUUUGAGGAAGGCAUCAAUUUCUUCAGGUCUGAUAAAUUUGAUGCCGAUUCCUACUUUCAGACUAGAUGUUCUCUUAACGAGAAGGAAAUUAAGCAAUUAUGCACUUAUCUUUGGGAUUUGAAGAAAGCUUCCGCUGAGGAAAUGCGUAAAAGUGUCUAUGCAAAUUAUGCUGCCUUUAUACGCACAUCAAAGGAGAUAUCAGACUUAGAGGUGGAGCUCUCGUCCAUUAGAAACCUUCUGUCUACUCAGGCUGCUUUAAUUCAUGGUUUAGCUGAAGGGGUUCACAUUGAUUCAGUAUCUUCCUCUAUUUCUGAAAGCACAACUCCAAAUGGCUUUUUAGGUUCAGCGGAUGACCAUUCUUCAGAUAUUGAGAAGUGGUUAGUGGAGUACCCUGAUACUUUGGAUGUUCUCUUAGCUGAACGAAGAGUUGAUGAAGCUUUGGCAGCCCUUGAUGAGGGAGAGAGGAUAGCUUCUGAAGCGAAAGAAAAGAAAAUCUUAAGUCCAGCUGCAAUUAUAUCUCUGCAAGCAUCAACUGCUGAACGGAGGCAAAGGUUAGCGGAUCAGCUUGCUGAGGCUGCAUGUCAGCCUUCUACCCGUGGUGUUGAACUCCGUGCAGCCGUAUCGGCACUCAAAAAAUUAGGAGAUGGACAGCGUGCUCACACUUUGUUACUUAAAGCACAUUUCCAAAGAUAUCAGUACAAUAUGCAAAGCCUUCGGCCAUCCAGCACUUCAUAUGGAGGAGCCUAUACUGCUGCCCUCUCCCAGCUGGUUUUCUCAGCCAUUGCUCAAGCUUCUAGUGAUUCCUUGGCUAUUUUUGGUAAAGAACUUGCUUAUUCUUCUGAGCUUGUCAUGUGGGCUACAAAACAAACAGAGGCUUUUGCACUUCUUGUAAAAAGGCACGCUUUAGCUUCAUCUGCAGCUGCUGGAGGUCUCAGAGCUGCUGCGGAGUGUGUUCAAAUUGCUUUAGGUCAUUGUUCAUUAUUGGAAGGUCGUGGUUUGGCACUUUGUCCUGUGCUUUUAAAACUUUUCAGGCCCAGUGUUGAACAAGCUCUAGAAGCUAAUUUAAAAAGAAUCGAAGAAAGUACGGCUGCCUUGGCUGCUGCUGAUGAUUGGGUACUAACUUAUGCUCCAGCAACCACACGCCAAUCUGGCCGAAUUUCUAGCACUGUUCUUAGUAAUGCUGCAUUCCAACAUAAAUUGACUAGCAGUGCUCACCGGUUCAAUUUUAUGGUCCAGGACUUUUUUGAGGACGUGGGACCUUUACUUAGUAUGCAGUUAGGGAGUCAAACUCUGGAGGGAUUAUUCCAAGUAUUUGACUCUUAUAUCAAUAUGUUAAUCAAAGCAUUGCCCGGUGUGGAAGAGGAAGCAAAUUUUGAUGGUGCUGGAAGUAAGAUAGUGCGCUUGGCUGAAACGGAAGCUCAGCAAAUUGCACUCUUGGCAAAUGCAUCAUUGUUAGCCGAUGAACUACUCCCUCGUGCUGCCAUGAAACUGUCCCCACCAACUCAAACUGCGUAUAAGGAUGAUCCUCGUCGAAGACUUUCAGACAAGCAGAACCGUCAUCCAGAACAAAGGGAGUGGAAGAGGCGGCUAGUUAGCUCUGUUGAUAGAUUGAAAGAUACUUUUUGUAGACAGCAUGCCCUUGAUCUAAUUUUUACAGAGGAAGGAGACAGCCAUCUCACUGCUGAGAUGUACCUAAACAUGAGUGGAAAUAUGGAUGAAGUUGAAUGGUUCCCAUCUCUUAUAUUCCAGGAACUGUUUGUGAAACUGAGCAGAAUAGCUAGUAUGGCAGCAGAUAUGUUUGUUGGCAGGGAAAGAUUUGCCACAUUACUAUUGAUGAGGCUCACAGAAACUGUCAUCUUGUGGCUUUCGGGGGACCAAAGUUUUUGGGAUGAUAUUGAGGAAGGCCCAAGGCCUCUAGGACCUCUUGGUCUUCAACAGUUCUACUUGGAUAUGAAAUUCGUCAUGUGUUUUGCUGCCCAAGGUCGAUACUUAUCCCGGAAUCUGCAUAGAGUUGUUAAUGAGAUCAUAUCAAAAGCGAUGGCUGCAUUUGCUGCAACAGGAAUGGAUCCAGAUAGUGUUCUACCGGAGGAUGAGUGGUUUAAUGAUGUUUGUCAAGAUGCAAUAGAAAGAUUGAGUGGAAGGCCAAAGGCCAUAAAUGGGGACAGAGAUCCUAACAGUCCAACAGCCUCAGUUUCAGCACAUUCAAUUUCUUCUGUUAGAUCUCAUGGGAGUUCUUAAGAGAGAAUUUCUUCCUUGUAAAUUAGACAAUCCAAGUUCUUCAACUGGAUUUGGAUUUGUGAGCGUUGCAUCCCUGGUCGACCCUUAGAUCUGUCAAUUACAACAUCCAUAUUCUUUGAAUUUUAUUUUCUAUCCUGUUUCAGUUUUAGAGGCCUCCCUACAUUUGUAUUAUUAGAUAUAUUUGCACAGCGAUGGCUUGGCGUUAAGAUUUUGACAAGCGUCUAGUUUGUAAAUGAUGUUCAAACGAAUUAUUCUCAUAUUACAUUUGUCCAUUCUUUAACAGAAGCAGUAUUCUUGCCUGUGAUUUUGUUUCA
Benincasa hispida (wax gourd) is the source of this 2612-nucleotide messenger RNA. RefSeq names its product exocyst complex component EXO84B. The record is from RefSeq and is a predicted model, not a curated record. Gene Ontology annotation, biological process: exocytosis; Golgi to plasma membrane transport; intracellular protein localization. Gene Ontology annotation, cellular component: exocyst. Lineage: Eukaryota; Viridiplantae; Streptophyta; Magnoliopsida; Cucurbitales; Cucurbitaceae.